Messenger RNA from Abrus precatorius (Indian licorice), 1996 nucleotides. RefSeq lists its product as uncharacterized. Gene Ontology annotation, molecular function: protein heterodimerization activity. The record is from RefSeq and is a predicted model, not a curated record. The coding region runs from base 81 to 1742 and encodes 553 amino acids. The transcript has 5 exons. NCBI's taxonomy places the organism in Eukaryota, Viridiplantae, Streptophyta, Magnoliopsida, Fabales, Fabaceae.
GUUAAAGUUGAUGAUUGGGAAGAGUAAGUAGUGGAACAGACGAAACUGAGGGACCAGUUGGUUGGACGGUGGCAGUGGCAAUGGCUCUGCUAGGGGAGGACGGGCGCGGCUACGAGCUGGCGCGGAAGCUGGACACGAUUGGAGCGUGGCGAACCUGGCUGGGCGACUCCACCUACGCCAACUUCGGACCCUUUCUCUCUUCCCCUUCCGCUUGGGACUCCUUCAUCACCUCUAAGUCUCACUCUCACAUUCCCCUUCAGCUCCGAGUCCGCGCCCUCCUCUUCGACAAAGCCACCGCUUCUCUCUUCCCCAACCCCUCUCUCUCUCGCCUCAAUCCUUCUUUUCUCCAACUCCACCCCGACGACAUCUACUUCACCGUCGACAACGCUUCACCCGACGCUAAGAAUCAAUCCAAAACAGCUUCUGCUACCGGAUCCAGGUAUGUCGAAUCUGAACUUCCUGAAUCGUGGUACAGUCAAGUCAUUGAGAAGUAUAAGGCUAAUAAGAACUUAGUUCCGCGUUCGCCGGCGGAGAUGGCUUCGUAUGUUGCGUAUGCUAGUAAUCAUAAGAAACGGCGCGUCGCAUUUAAGGAAGAUCCGAAUGGAAAUUCCGUUACGGAACCGAAUGGUGGUGGUUUAGUUGACGAUGAUACUACUGUUUUUCCGGAGAUAACGUAUGUGUUUAAUUGCGUGCCUGAGAGUGCUCUUCCACCGAGUAGUAGAGUGGAGAAUUUGCAGAAAGUGAAGGUGUUUAGUGUUCUUGAUAUGUUGCCUCCUAUCACGACCAGGAAUCCUGUUAUGAUUGAGAGGCUAGGUAUUAAGCCUGAGUACCUUAAUGCGGAACAUGGAGGGGCCUUGGGCCGUGGGAAAUUUGGGCCUGAGGGAAACGGUAAGGUUAUUGGGACUGAGCAAGCGGUGAUGCUGUCUCAGAAGGCGGUGGCGCGUGUGUUGUUGGGUGUGGGAUUUGAAGGUGCCAUGGAAGCUUCCAUUGAGGACUUCUCUGAAGUGCUGGGCGAACGUAUCUGCAAAAUAGGGAAAAAUCUUAGAGUGCUUGCUGAUAGUUAUAAGAAACAGUGCUCCGCCAUUGAACUUCUAAAGAUGUUGCUUAAAACAUUGGGUUUUAGCAACUUUGCACCAUUAGUGGAUGUGGUUAAAGAUGGCUCCAAGAAUAUUGUACAACAAACUCAGCAACAAGUUCAUGGAAUUCAGCCACAGGUGCAGCAACAGCAGAGUUCCCUUCGGCUACCUCAACAAGUUCAAAUGCAAAGGCAGAUGCAUCCACAUAUGCAGCAGAUUAUGCACUCCCAUAAUAUGGUUUAUCAGCAGCUGCAACAGCAGCAACAACAACAGCAGCAGCAGCAGCAGUUAGAGAGAAUGAGGAGGCGCACAGCAUCUACUCCCCGCCCUACUAUGGACAUAGAUAAGGAAAGACCAUUGGUUCAAGUCAAGAUUGAAACCCCAUCAGAUUUACCACAUGAUGGUGGUACCUUCAAUUCUAGACAUCCUGCUCAAAUGCAGUUUAGGCAGCAGCAGAUGGCUGCAAUGUCUAAUUUCCAUUCUCAACCUGGUUCUCAGUUCAGACAUAUGGGUUCCUUACAGAUCCCCCAAAUGCAGUCGCAGAACAUUGGCAUGGUUAGAACCCCACCUGUGAAGGUGGAGGGCUUCCAGGAGUUGAUGGGUGGGGAUUCUACAGCUAAGCACGAUUCAGAGGAAAAUAGGCUGACUUCUCCCACGGGUAAAUAGUUUUUCUAGUCUUUUAAUCAGCCAGUGUGUGCAUCCCUGGAGGCCCUAUAAAAUUGGUAUGGUCUUAAAAUUUGUUCUGGCCUUUAUUGUAAUAUAGCCUUUCUUCAGUUUACUUUGUAUAAUAGCCCAUACAAUGCAUUCCAACCGUACCAUGUUGGAUCUAACAUAUAUUUAUUGAAUUAAUUGUUCACUAAAUAUACCAAUUUCUUCUAGCGGUGUUCCGUAACAAAUAAAAAAAGAUAAAAUUUUGUUAG